Molecule: messenger RNA, 2140 nt
Organism: Siniperca chuatsi (mandarin fish)
Lineage: Eukaryota; Metazoa; Chordata; Actinopteri; Centrarchiformes; Sinipercidae
Gene: plekhb2
Product: pleckstrin homology domain containing, family B (evectins) member 2
Exons: 8
Coding region: 152-823 (223 amino acids)
Biological process (GO): regulation of cell differentiation
Cellular component (GO): membrane
Source: RefSeq, a predicted model, not a curated record
CUGGCUGCGUCCACUCGGUUUAUUGGUCAGGCUUUUUGACUCCAAGGAGGGCAUCGUCUUUUUUGUGCAUCGCACUUCCCUGCUUCCUGUAUGCUCACGAAAGACCUCGUCUUUUCUGAAAACAUACGAAUAAUCAAGUGUUGCCUCUAAGAUGGCUAUGGUAAAGAGUGGUUGGCUCCAUCGACAAAGUACCAUACUGCGUCGCUGGAAAAGAAACUGGUUUGACUUGUGGGCUGACGGACGACUUGUGUUCUAUAAUGAUCAACAACGGCGUGACAUGGAGGAUGACAUCCACAUGAGGGUUGACUGCAUUAACAUCCGCAACUCUGGUGCAUGUCAAGAGCUGAACCCACCAGAGGGGAAGAUGCGUGACGCCUUGCUCCAGAUAGUGUGCAGAGAUGGACGGGUCAUCAGCCUGUGUGCAGACAGUGCAGAUGAUGCUCUGGCAUGGACCAUGGCACUUCAGGAUGCCAGAAUUAAUGCGGUUGUCACUGCUCCUCAGGUUGGCUUUGCGCAGGAAGUGAUGGCAUCUGCUCCUCCCCCCUACUCAGAAUAUGCUCCCCCACCUCAAGUUUAUGCCCCGGGCCCAUAUGGAGACUAUGUUGCACCUCCACCACAUGCUACACAGAUUGUAUACUCUGCUGAUGGGCAGCCCUACGCUGUAGCUUAUCCUUAUCAGUACCAAGGUGGGUACCCUGCUCCUGGAGUGAACCAUGUUGUUAUUCGGGAACGCCAGCGUGACGACGGAGGAGACGUGGCUUUGGGCAUGCUUGCUGGAGCAGCAACUGGUUUGGCACUUGGCUCUCUCUUCUCUGUCUUCUAGUGUUUUGAUUAAUGCACAUCUAGUAGCACACCGUUCCCCCCCUGUAUUUGCAGCAUUUGGCUUCUUCUCUGUGCCAUCACAUGAGUUGGAGUGAAAUGUCUGAUGGGCUACUUCUAUCUAUGAAGCAUGAUUGUGAUGGGCAGUGAAUUACUCCGUAUGUGUCCUAUAUAUACAGUAAAUACUGUUAGCACUUUCUCAUAUGCCCUGUGUGGCAGUUUCCCACCCCUUUUGUGCAGUCUGAAUAUGAAUGUUCUUAACCAAAAAAUACAAUUACUCACUUUUAAGAGUUAUUUAAACGACAGGAAACACGUUACUCCUUUCAUGUACAUUUCAGGUCCUCUCACUGUUUUUCAAGUUUCAGUUUCAUGGAGCACAUUUGCCCUUUAUAUUUGCAGAAUUACCUUAAUAGCCAUGAAGUGGUGUUUUGUUUUUUUUGUUUUUUACAGGUUUUGUGUUCAUCUCUGUGUACUGUACCUUUACUUUGGCUUACAUGUAUUACUUGUAAUGCUCCUCAGGUUAUUUGUGGUGGAGGCCGGCUGAGAUGAGAGCUGUAUAAAGAGGAGUGCACACACAAAGCAAUAAUCACUUACAUUGUAGCAUUUUGAGGUACCUAUUUGGUGGAAACAGGUUGUGAUGGAUGUCUGAUGUUGUCAUCACCACAAAUAAGUCUAUGUAUGAGGAAACACUGGCAUUUACAGGUUGUGCUUUGAAGUGAAAAGGGACGUCACUCAUUUGUGUGCAUUAUUUAUGGUCAUUAUUUUCAUUGGCAGCUGUUAAUUCAUACUUUUCAUUUCAUUUGAAGUGUGUUUGAAUUGAUAUUGCAGUUUUCAUUUCAGUACUUGUUGCAGUAUUCACAAAUACCAAUCAGGUUGAUCGUCUCUUGAGAUUUAGUUAGUUAUUUCAGUUGGCCUUUUUAUUUUUCACUCCAAAUGACUUGCAUAUUGCCAGAUUUUUCCAUUAUUUAUGUUAAUUACGACUGCAUUUAUUCACUUUGAAUUAGCAACUUCUGCUCAAUAGAAAACAUUUUUAGUCUCCUUUUCAAACAAAGAUACUGCAUAUCUUUAUUAAUGACACUAACAGAAGACGUGUAAGGCUUCCAUUUCCAAAUAAUUUCGUUUUAGCAAAUGAUCAGCUUGUGCAAGCAUCGUAACUUUGUCAUUUUUCUACAGGUCUUACAUUGUUUAAAGAUGUGAAAUUAACCUGUUAUAUUUCUCUUAACAAAUGUACUAAUUAAAUUAUCUACCCUGCAUUUAAAAUAAAAAUAUGACAGUUAAGUAAGAGAUGUAUUUUAACAAUUAAAUAGAUUCACAAAGUUAA